Messenger RNA from Gadus morhua (Atlantic cod), 2918 nucleotides. Its product is annotated as butyrophilin subfamily 3 member A1. Gene Ontology annotation, molecular function: signaling receptor binding. Gene Ontology annotation, biological process: T cell receptor signaling pathway; regulation of cytokine production. Gene Ontology annotation, cellular component: external side of plasma membrane. The transcript has 6 exons. NCBI's taxonomy places the organism in Eukaryota, Metazoa, Chordata, Actinopteri, Gadiformes, Gadidae. The record is from RefSeq and is a predicted model, not a curated record. The coding region runs from base 501 to 1352 and encodes 283 amino acids.
UUACAGCCUAUAUGUUCAAUUGUGAUACUAUAAUAACAAGAGGUUGUUGAUAUAAAGUUAUGUUAUUAUUACAGCCUGCAACAGUGAUUGAGAAGUGAAGAGUUUGAAGUGUUUAAUAGCAGAACAUUAAUCUAGGAAGGAAGAUGUUAUGGAUGUUGAGUAUUGAGCAUCUAGAGACACCCAGUGUCAUUGUCAUGUUAUGCUGAAGCCCAAUGCUGUGCGCGGCGGUUGACUUAUUCAUUCAAUAAAAGCAGGAACCAAAACAAUCGGUGCAAAGGCGGGACUUGAAGGCGCUUCAAUUUGCGAGAACAGCAACAGGCAAGUACAAAAAACAUUGAUCGAACAGAUAAUAAACGGAAGAGGGUCUGGAGAAAGGAGAGUUUGGCGUAUGAGGAAACGCUCACGGGAGUCGGAGAAAGGUGCUUUGAACACUCCACCAGUCCGUGGACCCUUCAAAUCCAGUCCUCAGCCCCUGCUACAGAGGCUCUUCUGGGUGUCACAUGGCCGUCCUCCUUCUCCUGUUGAUGUUACCCACUCUACUCAAUGGUCAACUUCCCACUAUGACGGCACUGGUCGGGGAGGACGUCUCUCUGUCGUACGACCCAAAGCUCUCCAAAGACCUGACUGAGACGCCAGUGAAAUGCUACACGGACAAAAUGAUCAGAACAAAUGACUUUGUCUUUAAGAAGGACAAACCUCCCAAGGACAAUUCUAAACUACUGAGUCCCGCGUACAGAGGGAGAACGAGGCUGUCAGACGAAGACCUUAAGAAAGGAAUCGUCUCCCUCAGACUGUACAACGUCACACGGGCCGAUGAAGACAACUACUACUUUGUGUUGCCCUCCGGGAAAUACAAGAUCCAGCUUCUCAUAGGUGCCAUGUCCUCCGCUGCCAUCACCCUGGAGGAGCGCCCCGACUGCAGCGGUCUGGUGCUGAGGUGUGAGUCCGUGGGCUGGUACCCCCCCCCAGAGCUCUCCUGGUGGACCGAUGGAGGCCUCCCCCUGCCUGCUGUCACCAUGAACACCACCUGGGACCCCACCGGCCUCUACACCAUCAGCAGCACCGUGGUGGUGGAGAGCAGCCAGGGAGCCAGGAACUACAGCUGUAGAGUUCACCAGGAACGGUUCAACCAGACCAGGGAGGCGGAGAUAGCCCUUCAUGAGGACCAGUUCCCGUCCUGUCCUCGUCACCGCUGGGGGUUGGUCGCUGUCCUGGCGAUCCCUAUGGGUGCCCUUAUCUUGGUGGUGAUCGCCCGCAGAAAAGAAAACUCCAAAUCCUCGGACAGAAAUGAAGAACCGGCCGUGAACUCCAAACACCUCAGGCCUGUUGAAGACGCUAUCACACGCUUGUAGCUUGAGGGUGGAUUUCUGUCAUAUGCUGGAUUUCAUGGAGUUUAAUUUAACUCUUAGAAUCAUGAAUUACCGAGGGGCGUUUGUGUAGCGUACCCUUAUAGGAAGUGCCUUAUUGGCUGCUCUUAACACGAGUGCCCUCUAGAGUGGUGAAAACCAGCGGAAGUGCCUUAUUGGCUGCUCUUAACUAGGGUUGGGCAUCGUUUGGGUUUUUCCUAUACCAGUGCCCUCUCUGUACUUUUUAAACGGUUCCGGUGCUAAAACGGUUCUCGAACCGGUACUUUAAAAAAACGAAACCGCACACGCUUGCAAUACAUGCACGACUUGCUAUGACUUUCACAUUAAGCAGAAAGUCAGUGGACAAUGAGUUGAAGUUUAGGAUAUAGCACACGUUGUCACACACGCUGUUGAAUGGCAACAGCGUGUGUGCGUGUGUGCAAGAUUUACUGUUGGCAUUCAAUUCCUCAACUUGCACAAAGAGGAAAGGCUGCUGUGAGUGCUGUGACUGAUGAACAUUAAGAAAAUGUUUAUCAGUGCAUGGUGCAACAUUACUGCCAGUCAUAUUAGGUAGUAUGACACAGGUGCUCAAGGCAGCCACAGGAGACGCCAACAUUGUUUUCAACCGCUCGGUACCACGCCGUAUUAUUUCAUAAGUUUUGAAAAGAAAAAGUAUUAGAAGCGAAUAAGCUACUGUGUUUUUGAUUUGUUUAUUUGUUUUUCCUGAUGUGAUGUUGAAGUAGGAUGUGAUGUUAAUACUGAUGUUCCAUUGGAUCCGUGCGCUCCGUCAAAAAGUUGAAUAAUGUUCAACUUUUCGGCAGAGACGGAUCCGUCAUCCAAUCAGAUGGCAUAUGCAAAUUUAAGCACUGUGACACUACUUGGGCUCUGACGACCUUGGAAAGCUCCCCAAUCCGUCAGCCCCGCCUUCCGACUUCCGUUGACGGACGGGGCAGUGGGCACGAGGCGACGCAAGAUGACGCCGUAACACCAUGGGGGCGGGGCAGGGGGCGUUAAAAAAAAGUCGGGCCCCGUUAUGAGGGACCGAAAUGUGCGUUCUUAUUCGAUCUAGGUACUAGACCGAGAUCUAGCCACGAGUACCCUUUAUAGGGUGGUGAAAACGAGAGGAAGUAGGCCUACCUUAUUGGCUUCUCUUUACACAUGGAAAAAAUAUUGAGUGGCCUCUUCAUACAAUAAAUUAUGACGAUGUGCCCUCUAGAAGAAAACGUGUGUGGUUAGCUAAUGAGGUGCAGACGUUCCUCUCUUUGGUUUUUGAUUCAUUCAUCGUUUUUGAAACCCGGUUUUAUUUGAUUCUAUGACAUGUUUACGUGUGAAGCACAUGUGUAUGAAAUGAUACUUGAAGGCCGGACUGGUCAUAACUGCACCAUCAUUAAGCAUCACAAAUCACCGUCAGCAUGUCAAAAAUCACUUCUCCCCACUGGUUUGUAUGGAAGAACUACAAGUUUUGAGUUUAGGUUAUAAGUUUGAGCUGCUGGCUGAGGUUACAAACAUAGGAGACAAACGGAGCUUGCUUUCAAUGUUCAAAACGUUGAUUUAAUAAAACUGUGACUGCAA